AUGGAAAUUGUAAAGAAUAUGGACGAAAAUGACUGCAUGUUACCCGAGGGUAAAAUGGACUAUGCCGUGCAUCCAUCAGCACUGACGGCGGAAGCUCACCCUGACCUGCUGCGCAAUCAGCGCACUUAUAGUAUCGAGCAGGCACGUGAUGCAAUGCGUCAGGGCCGGCCGAUCCGCAGCGAUUCGGUAGGCUCAAUUGACUACGAGAGCAUGAUGUAUGGCGAAGACUACACGAAGGAGGCUCGUGAGCAGCGCAAGCUGAAGGCUCAAUCCGUAUCUCCUACGGAUGUCGCCUCCCCAUCCAGACCGACUGUGUCUGCCGUCGUACCCGUUAAGGCAAGCUCUGUUCACACUAAGGUGAUAGGAUACGCUGCGGCAGUUAUUAAUGGUACUCCAGCUUUGGCACCUGAAUCGAAAAAGAAACAGCCAGCUGCCAAGACAGCUCCCAAAGCUAACAAAGAGGAAAAAAUGCUCGCCAAAACUACAGCAAAUGGUGAGAAGGGAACGUUGAAAACGGCUACUUCUCCUACAGUGGAUAAUUCAUUGCCAAAGUCCGGUGCAUGGGGUGGCCGCAAUUUCCUCGAUGUCGUUAAAGCUGACCCGCCUCCUGCUUCUGUGAAAGUAGUGGCAGCUCCCGCAAACGAAAGCGAGAGUAAGUAG
Messenger RNA from Plasmopara halstedii, 660 nucleotides. RefSeq lists its product as hypothetical. The coding region runs from base 1 to 660 and encodes 219 amino acids. The record is from RefSeq and is a predicted model, not a curated record. Lineage: Eukaryota; Oomycota; Peronosporomycetes; Peronosporales; Peronosporaceae. The transcript has a single exon.